Molecule: messenger RNA, 2592 nt
Organism: Pedinophyceae sp. YPF-701
Lineage: Eukaryota; Viridiplantae; Chlorophyta; Pedinophyceae
Source: the annotation of a GenBank genome assembly
AUGAGUGUCCGCCUGGUCGACUUGCCGACGCACGUCGCGCACCAGCAUGCAACCCCGUUGUCGUGGGACGGGGGCAGCGUGUGCGUCGAUUGCCUUCUGCACGCGCUCGAGCAGGAAGAUCCCGUCACCGCCCUCAAGUUCCUCAGAACGAUCCUCCAGAGCCUCGAGAACGGCGACGCGGCUCUGUGCGGCAUCCUCGGCACCGCGGCGCGGACCACGGUGACGCGAGCGCUCUUGAGCGUGCUCCAGGCGUCCCGCGACCCCGAAGCCAAGGCGCUCGCUUGCGAGAUUCUCAAGCACGUCUGCUGCGGCUCCGACCCGCCGUUCGCGCAAGGCGUGUUCGAGGGUCUCUUGGCUGCUCUCGAGCAGAGUGCCCACACUGGCACAAGGCUCACUGAGUGCGAGAGCGCCGUGACGUGGCUGCUUUCUCACUUCCGUGCUAUCGACCCGGCCUACUGCGCCCGCUGCGGCGUGGCCGUCGCAGCGGCCGCGAGCGCCGUCCUGCAGCACGCCUGCGGCGUCCCUCCCAGCGUCGACAACCUCGAGCCGUCGCUCGCGAGUCUCCGCAUGGCGAUUGCAGUUGUCAAGGUCACGGAGGGCGAGAACGUCGACGCGGGGGUCCGGGACAGCCUCACCGAGGCCGCAGCUAGGCUCGCACUGGCCAUUGCCGGCGCGGCGAGCGACGCCGACCACGCGAGCGCGGCGCGCGUCCACGCUGAAGCCCUAGCUGCACUCAGCCUCUUUGCUCCGACCCCGUCGCUCCGGAAACAAAUCGAACGCAUCCCCGACCUCGUCCAGAUCACGGGAGGCGUCCGCGUCACAGCCCCUGCGGCGGAAUCCGCGCUAGCUGCGGCGCUCAUCCGCCUCAUUCGCCGCGGCCUCAUGAGCCAGAAUGGACAAGAGCAGUUAGGCGCCGCACGACUGCUCUUCCGCGUCGUCGAGGCCGCGAGCGGCCGCGUCCUCGAGGCCCUCGUCGCCGUGUGGGACGCCGUCGAGUACACCCUCGAUGCGCUGCGGACGGCGGAGCUGCGCCCUACGGGUGCUUACUGCAUCCACGCGCUGCUGCAGCUCGCGCACGCGGGCGACGCGUUCCGCUCCAGGCUGUCCUGCGCGCAGCUCCUCGCGUGCGUUGAGCGCGUGGAGCGCGCCGGGGACCAGCCGCUGCGGGCCGACCUGUUCACGCUGCUUGGGGAGAGCUGCGACGCCGCAACUGGCAUCAGCUGCACCGCCGCGGUGCGGGAGCAGCUGCUGCGGGCGGCGGUCGCGGGGCUCCCGGUCGCCGCGCCGUCGGGCCGCAGGACGGACAUGGCCGGCGAGGACCUGCACGUCGCGCUGAUCGCGUGCAACAUUCUGGCGACGCUGCUCCAGGAGGCGCCGCACCGGGCUCAGGCCCCCGGGGGGGGUCUCUGGGCUGCGGUCGAGGCAGCUGUGUCAGGGUGCAGCGCCGUCGCCGCCCCCACGCUCGCACGCGGCUACCUCGCGGCCUCGCUGGACGUGCUCUUCGUCGCGCUGGACGUCGGGGUCCUGGACACCCCCCCCCGCAUGUCUGACACCGACAUUUUCGGCCUGCUGGAGCGCCACGUCGUCACGGCGUGCUCCCAGGUCGUCACGCAGCUCCAGCGCGACGAGGCCCUCGUGUUCAAGGUCGCGGACCUCUGCCUGCGGGUCCUCCAUGACGGACCUGACUCAUGCGGCCCCGACACAGGUGCACCGGACGGCGGCGGCCGGGCCGCCCCGCGCAGAAACGCGCUGAUCACCGCCAUGGUCGCGCACGGGUGGAUCGGCUUCGCUGUGGCGCGCAUCCAGUCUCUUCAGAUGCCGGAAGCGUCGCAGGCCGUUUGGCGACUUGCGCUCUCUCUCGCGGGCGCCGUCCUGCCGCCCUGCGGCCCCGCCGGCACCGAGGCGCCGUCUCCGCCGAUGACGGUGCACGAAAUCCGCCAGGCGAUGGCCGGUGGUGCGCAGGACGCGAGCGCAGUCGCAGCGGCGACGCUCCUGUGCUGUGCGCUGGCGGCGACGGGCGACACGGCGGCUCUGAGCCGUGCGGACAUCGAGGCGGCGCUCAGGAGCGCGCUGCGCAGGCCGGACGUCCCGCUGCCCGAGGUGACGGUGCGGGUGCUGGUAGGGUGCGCGGCUGUGUGGCCGGCAGCACAGGCGCCGGCAGCGGAGCUUGCGAGCUUCCAGGGGGUGUUUCUGGGCGGCGCGGACGACGGAACGCGGCGCGCGGUGUUCGAGGCGCUCCUCGGCGGCGUUGCCGCGUCGCCCGGAACCUCUCGAUCUCAGCCUGCGACGAACAACCACGAAACCACGACUGCGCUUUCGACGACAGUCGCGUGGGUCUUCGACGUCCCGGCCCUGCAGGACGUCGCGCGCCACCUCCUCCGCUACCUCUCCACGCUGCCCCACAGCCGCAUCCUCCCCACAACGCGCGCCCUCCUGACGCACCACGGAGCCGCAAAGAGCGCAUUUUCAACCAUCGUCGCCGCCUGCGCCGCCGCCGACCCAACGGUGCGAGGCGGCGGUAUCGCUGGCGCGUCUGGCUGGCUCGUGCUGCCGUGCCACGGGGACGCAUGGGCGUUCGGACAGCACGGGUGA